AUGGCGAACUCCAAUGGCACCGCACUGAAAGACGGCCAGGCCGCUCAGCCAGCCUUUGACAAGCAGAAGCUUCUACUAUCUGCCGAUGCAGGCCGCUUCUCUCUUAUUCGAGCUCUUCACCUCGCCGACGCUAUUACUCUCCUCAACGGUCUCUGCGGUAUACUGUCCAUCUUCUCAGCGUUACAUUACUGCCUCGGCGAUCCCCAAGACCCCACCCUGAUAUACGUUGCCCUGACCUUCCUUCCCUUCGGCCUCUUCUUCGACUUUAUGGACGGCCGCGUGGCCCGGUGGCGGAAGAAGACGAGCAUGAUGGGCCAAGAAUUAGACUCUCUCGCUGACCUAAUCUCCUUCGGCGUCGCCCCCGCAACAAUAGCCACAGCCAUCGGCUUCCGAACCCCCCUCGACGCCCUCUCCCUCUCCUUCUUCGCCCUCUGCGGCCUCGUCCGCCUCGCCCGCUUCAACGUCACCGUCUCCUCCCUCCCCAAGGACGCCACCGGAAAAUCCUCCUACUUCGAGGGCGCCCCCAUCCCGACCACCCUCGGCAUCGACGCCAUCAUGGCCUACUGGGUCGCCAACGGCUGGAUCCUCGAGAACUUGCCCUUUGGCGUGUGGGGCGAGGGCACUUUGCUGGAGGUUCACCCGCUUGUGUUGUUGUUUGUCGCGCAUGGGUGUUUGAUGACGAGCAGGACGAUCAAGGUACCGAAGCCGUAA
Scedosporium apiospermum is the source of this 711-nucleotide messenger RNA. RefSeq lists its product as uncharacterized. The transcript has 4 exons. Gene Ontology annotation, biological process: phospholipid biosynthetic process. NCBI's taxonomy places the organism in Eukaryota, Fungi, Ascomycota, Sordariomycetes, Microascales, Microascaceae. Gene Ontology annotation, molecular function: phosphotransferase activity, for other substituted phosphate groups. Bases 1 to 711 code for a protein of 236 amino acids. The record is from RefSeq and is a predicted model, not a curated record. Gene Ontology annotation, cellular component: membrane.